Messenger RNA from Drosophila kikkawai, 1227 nucleotides. Lineage: Eukaryota; Metazoa; Arthropoda; Insecta; Diptera; Drosophilidae. The record is from RefSeq and is a predicted model, not a curated record.
AUGAAGCUAUAUUCCAUUAUUUUCGUGGCCUUUCUGGAGUUUUUUUUCCUACAAACAGCAAAAGCGGAUAUUCCUGGAUGUCACUUCCUAGAAACUGUGAAUAUAACGUCUAGUCAGAGCCUCCAAAACGGCUCAUAUAUGUACCAGGACAUCGAGAUUCCUGAACACUUGACUGGCCAAUAUAAUUACAUAACGACGGAGAAGGGAAUCCAGCAAAAGGUAAACAGUCACCUACGAGGAUGUGUCUGCCACCUGAAGCCCUGCAUAUGGAUCUGCUGUCGUUUUAAAGAUUGGGAUUCAUCCAAUGGCAAAUGUACCGAUGGUCUGACUGAGAAGCUAAGUAAGAUCAAUCCCUUCCUUGAAGUGACUCUCAACAACGGAUCUGUUGUGAAAAGAAACUUGUUAAAGGAUUUUAUUGUGUUGAGAGAUCGAAUGCGGUACGAUGAUACUUGGCAACUAGAUAAGUACACAUUAUUCGAGAACGGAAGUGUAUUGUUCAAUAGUGCGAACACGGUUAACUUCAGGGGAUAUGACUGCCUACAUCCUAACCAGUUGACUUCAGGCAGCACAGAGUACUUUGUGGCUACCUUUCACUCCGACUUUUAUUAUGAGAAGCCUCUAGAAUCGGUACCACAAAGUAGAAAAAUGCUCAUAUGGCUGUCCAACGCUUUCUUGGUGCUAACAAUCGCAGUGUAUCUGUACGUUAGAAAGCUACGGAAUCUGCAUGGAAAGUGCUUCAUCUGUUACAUGAUAACUACGUUCAUGUUUUUUACCUAUUAUUUGCUGAUAACUGAAUCAAUACCUUUACAGUUGUGCGCUCUUCAUGGUUAUUGCUUUCUCUUCUUCUACGUGGCCAAGUUCACUUGGCUUUUUGCCCUGAGUCAUCAGCUAUGGCGAGGUUUUACUUCGAUCAACCGAGCUGAAUUUGAAUACAGCUUCGGGGCCUACAGCAUCUUUGCCUGGGGAUUGCCAGUUGUCCUGACUGGAAUAACUUUGCUGAUAGAUCAGAUUUGGGAUGGCGAUCCCAACAAGGUGGCUUGGGUGCCCGGUCUGGGUGGCUUAUCUUAUGAUGGCUACGUUUUGUUGCCGACUAGAACACUCAUAGCUUUAAACACAAUCCUAAUUAUAUUGAUCGCCAUCAGCUUUAUAAGAAUAAAACUCUCAUUGAGACACUUCUCUGACCAGGACGAGAGGGCAAGGAACCUGAACUCGAGAAUGCAAACGUAA